Messenger RNA from Ceutorhynchus assimilis (cabbage seed weevil), 831 nucleotides. The record is from the annotation of a GenBank genome assembly. NCBI's taxonomy places the organism in Eukaryota, Metazoa, Arthropoda, Insecta, Coleoptera, Curculionidae.
AUGCAAGAAUAUUUUCUAUCUAAAUACCAAGAACUUAAAUCUGGAGGCGAAGCAAAAAUCGAUCCUAGCCCGAGGGAUGCAAAUCCAAAUCCCAUUAAAGAUUUUGCUAAUGAAACAAAUAAUAGUAAAAAUUCUAUUGAACACCUUAAGGAACUAAACAAAAAACUUUCGAGGCAGGUUGAAGACCUAAAGUUAGAAAAUAAGGAGAUUUUGAAACUAAAUAUUGAACUGAAAAAGACAGUCACUGGCGAAUUUUCGAAUAUAACAUUGGGUAUUUUUUUGUAUUUAGAUCAAUUUAAAAAUUUGAAAACAUACAAUGCACAAAUCCCACAGGAAGAUGUAAAGGCAGGUGCAGUACUUAAGGAUCAGGUGCAUUUAGGAAGGGGUGUAUACAUAAGCAAAGCCUGCUAUAACGAUGCCUGGUUCAGGAGUACUUCCGGCAGUCAUUUCGUUAAAACCAUCGCGUUGUACGUUUUCGGUUCACAAACGCUCAUGAAUUCUUCCGUAACGGGAAAGUCGAGCAAUAAUCACAAAAAAGCUCAACAGAAACCUGCCCUUGACUCCACAAAACUAUACUACCUUUCUGAAAAGCAUCCAGAUAAGAACGUGCCAGCCGAAAUAAAACUAAUAAAAACCUAUAUCGCUAAUAAGAUAAGUGACCUCAACAGGACAACUCUUCGCCAGAAAAAAAAAGGAACAAAUAAUACAGGAUCAGAUGAUGAAGAAACGCGAUCAGUUGAUCAUGGAGAAAGAAAUGAGACAGAGGAGCAAGAGAAUGACAUAGAUACAGAUAAAAGCAGGGAAGAAGGAGUAUCUGAUAAUUCUGAUUAA